Messenger RNA from Dunckerocampus dactyliophorus (ringed pipefish), 2763 nucleotides. RefSeq names its product serine active site containing 1 (gene serac1). The coding region runs from base 278 to 2293 and encodes 671 amino acids. NCBI's taxonomy places the organism in Eukaryota, Metazoa, Chordata, Actinopteri, Syngnathiformes, Syngnathidae. The record is from RefSeq and is a predicted model, not a curated record. The transcript has 18 exons.
AAAGCAAUUUUUUAUAUAAAUACAAAAAAAUAUGCACAAAAUGGCGUUGUCUGAUCGCAAAUAUUUAUGUAACUAUAAACUUCAAUAUUUACAUGGCAGCCGCAAGUUCACGUGAGAGGCGUGGAUUCCACCGAUGACGUAGAUUCCGUGCGACACCUUCUGCAAAAACACAGCGCCGCAUUAGUGGGCGAAACUCUUUCGACUUUUUAGAACUCGUCAAGGCAGAAAUCGAGGAAAUUUGGCAGUUUGACAUCAAAAGAGGGACAGACAGGAGAAGAUGUCUGCACCUGCCCUGUGUUUGAUCCGCUGUAGGAGACUGAGUACAGUUGUGGUGCCCGGUCUCAACAAGGUGCUACGGUGGAAGGAUUUAAGGAAGGUUGCCAAGGUAACAGGCGCAGUCGUGUUCGGAGGCUGCCUUUUUAUCACAUACGAGGUGGCGGCCCUGGACAAAGCUGUGACCAUUGACACGAGUGCCAUUCUUCAGGAGAAGUACAAGUCGUACAUUUAUCUACGAGCCGGUCCCUCGGACGAAAAGGACAACCUCGCUGCAGGGCUCACCCACAAGACAAGGAGGGAACUUCAUAAAGCAGCGAGACGGUUUCUAGAAAUAUCCUCACGGCUUCUGCUCCAGUCGUUAGACGCUGCCAAGUCCAUGACACAAAGUCUGCUUCCACAAGAGCGGCUCAGUCAUGUGGAUGCAGACCCGCAUGAGGUGGCGCUAUGGGUCCUACUAAAAAGGACACAAUCCGACAAUCGGUCUGUCAGAAUACAAGCUGUGAAGGAACUUGCAGAGAAUCAGCACUGGCACGACUACCAGUAUCAGACCGCGGCCCAGGUUAUAGACCAGAGAACCGCAGUGGGCCUUGCUCGGACUCCACGGGUGGACGUGCGAUUCUUCCUGCCUCCGCCUGCACUUCCUGACCUUGAUGAUGGCUUCUCAGCAGAGGACGGUUUGAGGCAGCUGCUGGCCUCUCUGCCGCAGUCUGAGGUGGACAAGUGUGUUCAGUAUUUCACGUCGCUGGCCCUCAGAGAAAGCACCCAGUCGUUAGCAGCACAGCGGGGCGGUCUGUGGUGCUUUGGUGGCAACGGGCUGCCCUACGCCCAAAGUCUCACCUCUGUCCCCUCUGAGAAGGUGGAGUCCUUCUGCCUACAGGCCCUAGUCCAGCACUCCAAGGUUCAGAGCCACUGUGACCACAUAGUGUCCAACGGGGGUCUCCUGCUCCUCCAGAGAGUUUACCAGCUCAGGAGAGACUCCCAGAAGAUUCAGAGGAACAUUGUGCGAAUCAUCGGGAACCUGGCGCUCAAUGACAGCGUUCACAAGGCCAUCGUUCAGUCGGGGUGGGUGUCGGUCCUGGCCGAGGUGGUGCAGUCUCCUCACGUCAUGCAGGCGUCCCAUGCAGCCCGCGCCCUCGCCAACCUGGACAGGGAGACGGUGAAAGAGAAGUACCAAGACGGGGUCUACGUCCUCCACCCGCAAACACGUGGCAACCAGCCAAUUAAAGCAGACGUGCUGUUCAUCCACGGUAUCCUGGGGGCAGCCUUUAAGACAUGGCGCCAGAGGGACAGAAGUGUGUUAGAGGAAGGGAACAAUACAGACUGCGGGGAUGAUUACACUGAGUGUUGGCCAAAGUCAUGGUUAGCUGCUGAUUGUCCUCAUCUGAGGGUGUUAUCUGUGGAAUAUGAUAGCCACCUCAGUGACUGGAUGGCCAAGUGUCCCGCCGAGAAUCAAAGGAAGUCCUUGGCCAGCAGGAGUCGAGAGCUGCUCAAGAAGCUAAAGAUGGCGGGGGUUGGUGACCGGCCGGUGGUCUGGGUAGCUCACAGUAUGGGAGGCUUGCUUGUGAAAAAAAUGCUGAUUGAUGCCUCUGAGGACCCAGAUAUGCAGGAGCUGCUCAAGAACACCAAGGGCAUUUUGUUCUACAGCGUCCCUCAUCACGGCACCUUUAUGGCAGAAUACUCUGUAAAUGUCCGAUAUCUCCUCUUCCCCUCCAUCGAAGUCAGAGAGCUUUGCAAAGACUCGCCAGCACUGCGUGACCUUAAUGAGAACUUCUUGAACAUGGCCAAAGAGGAAGAAAUCAAGGUACUAAGCUUUGCAGAGACGCUGCCCACAAACAUCGGCCCUAUGAUCAAGAUACUGGUGGUGCCAGCACAGUCGGCAAAUAUCGGCAUCGGGGACCUGAUUGAAGUGGAUGUGGAUCAUCUGAGCAUCUGCAAGCCAGAGAAGAAGGAGUCAUUCUUGUACAAACGCAGCCUUCAGUUCAUCCGGGAAACACUGCAGAGCGCCAUCGGCCAUUGACGACCACUGUUAGCAUAGAACAAACAUACUUGAACCAGCAUCCUUGCCACACAUUUUCAUAAAUAACCACAAAUGUCAUCAUAGUGUCAUGAUAAUUAACAUGACUAACCAGUGAAGAGUUGCUAGUUGUAAUAGUAGAAAACUGGAUGCUUAUCUCUCACUAAUUUAAUAUUUGAAAGUUGAUCAUUACACUUUGCGUAAACGGUGUGCACCUGAUUUUAUUUUUUCCAUCUAAAUUAGACCUACCAGCUUAUUUAACACCAAAAGUAUUAUUAUUAUAACAUUGAUGUACCUCGCAGUGUUUCAGAUCAAAGUUACAGAUUUGAAUUUUAUUUGUGUAUUUAUGCUUUUUAUUGUUUCCUAACAUCGUCUCUCAAUUGAUGCCUGACUACUGAAUGGAAUUAUCUGUUUUUUGGUCAUACAUUUCACAAGAUGACAAUAAAAUGUUUUGGGCUGGAGGCCUCAUUUGA